This is a messenger RNA of Aspergillus vadensis CBS 113365, 1229 nucleotides long. Its product is annotated as histone chaperone napB. The record is from RefSeq and is a predicted model, not a curated record. Gene Ontology annotation, cellular component: chromatin; nucleus. The coding region runs from base 104 to 1165 and encodes 353 amino acids. The transcript is spliced from 2 exons. NCBI's taxonomy places the organism in Eukaryota, Fungi, Ascomycota, Eurotiomycetes, Eurotiales, Aspergillaceae. Gene Ontology annotation, biological process: nucleosome assembly. Gene Ontology annotation, molecular function: histone binding; chromatin binding.
GUCGCUGUUGGAGCGCAUUCAGCGCCCCGAGGUGAGCAAGGAGACGGCGAAGAAGAUUUCUUUGAUUGAGGAGCAGUUUGCUAGGGCCGAGGUGGAGCAGUGUAUGUUCUUUCUAUUCCCAUUUCUUUUAUUUUUGUUUUCUUUGUUUUCUUUGGGGUUGGUUGUUAUUGUUUAUUCGGUGAUAGGAUCUAAUCUAAAUAAUGGGUAUAUAGUGCGCCAGUCUACUCUCCUCCUUCGUCCUCUGUUCGAAAAGCGCACCCAGGUCAUCGCCGAGCCGGAUUUGCGCGAUACCUUCUGGACUCGUGUCAUGCUCAAUGCGCCCGCCGAGGUCGAGGAAUACAUCACCAUGACCGAUGCUACGAUUCUCGCUUCGACUCUGAAGAAUCUGACUGUUGAGCGUUUCGAGAUCGAUGAGAAGGGCCAGGGCGAGCCCCGCAGCUUCCGCUUGACUUUCGAGUUCCGUACCGGCGACGAGAACCCUUACUUUGAGAACGAGAAGCUCGUCAAGACCUUCUACUGGCGCAAGCAGGUCAUCACUGCCCCUAAGGGUCACAAGCGCACUUGGGACGGUCUGGUCUCUGAGCCCGUCCGCAUCAACUGGAAGAAGGACCAGGACCCUACCAAGGGUCUGCUGGACGCUGCUUGCGACCUGGCUGAGGCGGAGAAGAAGGGCGGAGACCGCAAGAAGCUGCCUGAGUUCACCAAGGUCCUCGAGAAGAAGGACGAGAUCGAGGCUGCUGAGGACCAGGAGAUGGGUGAUGAUGAGGAUGAGCUUCCCGAGGAUGGCCCCGGUGGUAUGAGCUUCUUCGCUUUCUUCGGCUACCGUGGCAGCGAUGUCACUGCUGAGCAGUCUGAGACCGCGACCAAGGAGGACAACGAGAGGUUUGAGAAGCUCCUCAAGGGCGAGCCUGUUGAGGGCGAGAAUGAUGAGGAGGAUGAUGACGAGGAUGACGACAUUGAGGAUGAGUUCGAUGACAUUGAGGUCUUCCCUGGUGGUGAGGAGCUCGCUAUUGCGAUCGCUGAGGACCUCUGGCCCAACGCCCUGAAGUACUAUGUCACGGAUCAGGACAUCGAGGAGGUCGACUUUGACGACAGUGAGCUUGAUAUCUCGGGAGACGAGGAGGAGGACGAGAACGACCGUCCCCGCAAGAAGACCAAGGUCUAAAUAUUCCGCCGUGUCUUGUCUUGAAUAACGCAGUUGUAACCAUAUGUUUCCAUGUCUUAAAGAA